Molecule: messenger RNA, 2081 nt
Organism: Echinops telfairi (small Madagascar hedgehog)
Lineage: Eukaryota; Metazoa; Chordata; Mammalia; Afrosoricida; Tenrecidae
Product: ATP-dependent RNA helicase DDX18-like
Biological process (GO): maturation of LSU-rRNA from tricistronic rRNA transcript (SSU-rRNA, 5.8S rRNA, LSU-rRNA)
Cellular component (GO): nucleolus
Molecular function (GO): RNA helicase activity; ATP binding; nucleic acid binding
Source: RefSeq, a predicted model, not a curated record
AACCCUCUCCGAGAACCCCGGGAGCAGCGCCGGUGUGAAGGAGUGCCGCCACCGCCAUGUCUCACCUGCCGAUGAAACUCCUGCGCAAGAAGAUCGAGAAGCGGAAUCAGAAAUUGCCGCAACGAAACCUAAAGCUACAGGCAGCAGGUGUGAGCAUAUCAGAAGGGCAGAAUGGAGAUGUGCCACAACCAACAGUGGGAGAUGAAAAAGAUAGAAAAUCCUUAAAACCGUCUAUGAAGAUGGGCUUCUCAGGACCCCAAAAUGGAAAUGUGUCUAAAGAAACAGUGGAAAAUGUAAAAAUUAAAAACUCUCCCAAGAAACCUGCUGUUUCAUCCAAUGGGGAAGCAACAACACAAGCUCCUAAUGCAAAAUUGAAAAAGAAGAAGAAGAAAAGGAAAAUGGAGGGUGCUGCCAGGCCUGAUAUAAAAAAGACAAAAACUGAAGACACCGAGGAGACUAAAAAGUGUGACAUCCAGACUCCGGCAGAAGCAGAAACAAGAAUGGAACAGCCAGAUGGUGACGAAGAGGAUAGUGAAUUGCCCAGCCUGCCCCUGGGACUGACGGGUGCUUUUGAAGAUACUUCAUUUACUUCACUGGCUAAUCUUGUCAAUGAAAGCACUCUGAAGUCCAUUAAAGAAAUGGGCUUUACAAAUAUGACUGAAAUUCAGCAUAAAAGUAUCAGACCACUUCUGGAAGGCAGGGAUCUUCUGGCAGCUGCGAAAAUAGGCAGUGGUAAAACGCUCGCGUUUCUCAUCCCUGCAGUUGAACUCAUUGUUAAGUUAAAAUUCAUGCCCAGGAACGGAACAGGAGUUCUUAUUCUCUCCCCCACUAGGGAACUGGCCAUGCAGACGUUUGGUGUGCUGAAGGAGCUAAUGACACACCAUGUUCACACGUAUGGGCUGAUCAUGGGGGGUAGUAACAGAUCUGCGGAAGCACAGAAACUUGCUAACGGGAUCAACAUCGUUGUAGCUACACCAGGCCGCCUCCUGGACCAUAUGCAGAGUACUCCAGGGUUUAUGUAUAAAAACCUACAGUGCCUGGUCAUUGAUGAAGCUGAUCGUAUCUUGGAUGUUGGAUUUGAAGAGGAGUUAAAGCAGAUUAUUAAACUUCUGCCAGUACGCAGACAGACCAUGCUUUUUUCUGCCACUCAAACUCGAAAGGUUGAAGACCUGGCGAGGAUUUCUCUGAAAAAGGAGCCUUUGUGUGGCGGUGUUGAUGAUGAUAAAGCCAAUGCAACUGUGGAUGGUCUUGAGCAGGGCUACGUUGUCUGUCCCUCUGAAAAAAGAUUCCUUCUGCUGUUUACCUUCCUGAAGAAGAACCGAAAGAAGAAACUGAUGGUGUUCUUUUCGUCCUGCAUGUCUGUCAAAUACCACUAUGAGUUGCUGAACUACAUUGACUUGCCUGUCUUGGCCAUUCAUGGGAAUCAGAAGCAAAAUAAGCGAACAACCACGUUUUUUCAGUUCUGCAAUGCAGAUUCGGGGACCUUAUUGUGCACAGACGUGGCUGCGCGGGGACUGGACAUUCCCGAAGUCGAUUGGAUUGUGCAGUACGACCCUCCAGAUGACCCGAAGGAGUAUAUUCAUCGUGUGGGCCGAACAGCCAGGGGCUUGAAUGGAAGAGGGCAUGCCUUGCUCAUUUUGCAUCCAGAAGAAUUGGGUUUCCUGCGUAACUUGAAGCAAUCCAAGGUUCCACUAAGUGAAUUUGAGUUUUCCUGGUCCAAAAUCUCCAAUAUUCAGUCUCAGCUUGAAAAACUUAUUGAAAAGAACUACUUCCUUCAUAAGUCCGCCCAGGAAGCAUACAAGUCAUAUAUUCGGGCAUAUGAUUCUAACUCUCUGAAACAAAUCUUUAAUGUUAAUAAUUUAAAUUUGCCUCAGGUGGCUCUGUCAUUUGGUUUUAAGGUGCCUCCUUUUGUUGAUCUGAACGUGAACAGCAAUGAAGGCAAACAUAAAAAGCGAGGAGGAGGUGGUGGAUUCGGCUACCAGAAAACCAAAAGGGUCGAAAAGUCCAAGAUCUUCAAGAAUAUUAGCAAGAAAUCGUCCGACAGCAGGCAGUUGUCCCACUGAAGACACACCUGCCUUCUC